Molecule: messenger RNA, 468 nt
Organism: Penicillium cinerascens
Lineage: Eukaryota; Fungi; Ascomycota; Eurotiomycetes; Eurotiales; Aspergillaceae
Exons: 2
Coding region: 1-468 (155 amino acids)
Source: RefSeq, a predicted model, not a curated record
AUGCCCACGAUCUUCCCAACAUGGCCACAUAUCGUCUUCGGCGUGCUUGAGCCCCUUUCACUGGUCCUCGGAGCCCUCGCCCCGCUGUAUGACCUGAACGGAUUUAUUGCCGGCCAAACUCCGCACAUCGAAGCUCCGAUCACCCACCCCAGUAGCGUCGCGCUGGCCUAUCAACUCGGAAACCUAUACUUCCUGUUGUCGCUAGUGGGGGUCGGGGUGUUGCACACGAGCACCGAACCCAAAGUCCUGCGCAACUACCUGAUUGGGCUGGCCUUUGCUGACGUCGGUCAUGUCUAUGCCACGUACUUGGCAAUGGGCUGGGGAGCGUUUGCGGAUGUUGGGUCAUGGAACGCACUGGCAUGGGGAAAUAUCGGAGCGACUGGAUUUCUGUUCAUCAACCGUGUCUUAUAUCUAUGCGGUGCGUUUGGGACCGCGAAGGCACCUAAGGCGCCAAGGAAGAAGGAAUAA